Messenger RNA from Aureobasidium namibiae CBS 147.97, 1533 nucleotides. RefSeq names its product general substrate transporter. Bases 1 to 1533 code for a protein of 510 amino acids. Gene Ontology annotation, biological process: transmembrane transport; carbohydrate transport. Gene Ontology annotation, molecular function: carbohydrate:proton symporter activity. Lineage: Eukaryota; Fungi; Ascomycota; Dothideomycetes; Dothideales; Saccotheciaceae. The transcript has 3 exons. Gene Ontology annotation, cellular component: membrane. The record is from RefSeq and is a predicted model, not a curated record.
AUGGCUGAUAUCGCCAAGGUCAGCAUCUCAACCGACAACGAAGUGGACGACAGCACGAGCGGCGGACACAUCGUGCUGGAAAGCCCGAGUGUCCAAACCCCCUUUCAGGCAAUCAGACAGCAUCCACGUGAACUUUUAUGGUGUCUCUAUGCCAUAUUUGUACUGGUGAUUAGCAGUUUUGACAACCAGGCUGGUGGCGUUGUACUUUCGAUCCCUCAAUUUCGGAAAGACUUUGGUUCGCUGUACAAUGGCGACUACGUGCUGUCAGCAAACUGGCAAUCGGCCUACAGUGGUGCGCCGGUUCUCACUUCCAUCAUUGGACUGCUGUUAUCUGGCUGGUUCGCAGACAGAUUUGGUAGAAAGAAGACACUAGCAGUCGGCUAUCUUAUCAUCUUCGUCUCAAUCACGAUCGAGACUCUAUCAACAUCGAAUCUAGUCUUCUUCAUCGGCAAAUCCCUUUCAGGUUUUGCUAUCGGCGCAUUCACGACCACGUCUCUCGCAUACUUGGGAGAAAUUGCUCCUCGCCCAGCCAGAGGAAUACUUACUGCAGCGGCUGGUAUGGCGUUGACAGUUGGGCCUUUCAUUGUGUCUAUCGUUGUGAGGAUCACAGGCUAUCAAUCGAAUCGCUGGGCUUACAGAUCGGUUUUCUUGGCUCAGUAUGGAUUUAGUAUAGUGGGUGCAGUCUUAUUACCCUUUAUGCCUGAGUCGCCAUGGUGGCUGCUUAGCAGAAAUCGAAACUCCGAGGCUACUAUCGCACUCUUGCAGUUCGGAUACACUGCCGACGAUGCACGAAUCUACGCAACUACUGCUUUGACAGUACUGGAGCAGGCCAGAAGCGAGACGGAAGGCGCGACUUAUCUUGAGUGCUUCCAAAAGAGUAACUUACGACGGACAAUCAUUGCUGCAGCGCCUUUGGCCAUCCAAGCUCUGAGUGGUCUCUUCUUCGUAUCAUCCUACUCAACCUACUACCAACAGCUGGCUGGCUACGACACUCCCACAACCUUCAGCCUAGGUAUUGUGCAGAAUAUACUGGCCAUGACGGGCAAUGCCUGUUCUUGGUUCUUGAUAGACCGAGUUGGCCGAAGACCUCUGUCGUGCUAUGGCAUGCUACUUCUGACUAUAUUGCUUUUGCUCACGGGAGGGCUUGCUUGUGUUGACUCCAAAUCGGCUACCAAGGGAACGGUUGCCUUGUUGCUGCUGUACAAUUUUCUCUACUCAAUUACGAUCGGGGCUACAGCAUAUCCCAUCCUGGUCGAGACACCGACAAGCCGUUUGCGGACCAAGACUGCAGCCAUCGGACUGACGUUGCAGAGCGGUCUGUUCGCCAUGUGGGCAUUCGUCAUACCCUAUUUAUUCAAUCCGAAUCAAGAAGACCUCGGAGCUCGCGUAACAUUCAUAUUUGGUGCCUUUGCGGUCCUUUCAACAGUCUAUCUGUGGCUAUGUCAGCCAGAGACAUCUGGACGGUCGUUCGCGGAACUGGAUGAAAUGUUCAUCAAGAGGGGUCCACGAGCUCAGAACGUUACCGUCAGAUAA